CGCCGCCGCCGCCGCCGCCGCCGCCGCCGCCGCCUCCGCCCGGCCGCCGGCCUCCUCCGCCAGCGCACACCGAGCUCCGCGCGGGCCGCGGCCUCGCGUUCCUCCCGCCGGCCCGCGUCCGGCGCGGCCGCCGCCGCCUUCCCGCCUUCCCGCCUCCCGCCCGGCGGCCAUGGGCACCGACAGCCGCGCGGCCGGGGCGCUCCUGGCGCGCGCCCGCACGCUGCACCUGCAGACCGGGAACCUGCUCAACUGGGGCCGCCUGCGCAAGAAGUGCCCGUCCACGCACAGCGAGGAGCUUCGAGAUUGUAUCCAAAAGACCUUGAAUGAGUGGAGUUCCCAAAUCAGCCCAGAGCUGGUCAGGGAGUUUCCGGACGUCCUGGAAUGCACUGUAUCUCAUGCAGUAGAAAAGAUAAACCCUGAUGAAAGAGAAGAAAUGAAAGUUUCCGCAAAGCUGUUCAUUGUGGGAUCAAACUCCUCGUCUUCAACCAGAAAUGCAGUUGACAUGGCUUGCUCAGUCCUUGGAGUCGCACAGCUGGAUUCCGUUAUUAUUGCCUCGCCCCCUAUUGAAGAUGGAGUCAAUCUGUCCUUGGAGCAUUUACAGCCUUACUAGGAACUAGAAAACCUGGUUCAAAGCAAGAAAAUUGUUGCUAUAGGAACCUCUGAUCUGGACAAAACACAGUUGGAGCAGCUGUAUCAGUGGGCACAGGUAAAACCAAAUAGUAACCAAGUUAACCUUGCCUCCUGCUGUGUGAUGCCACCUGACUUGACUGCAUUUGCCAAACAGUUUGACAUUCAGCUCUUGACGCACAAUGAUCCCAAAGAACUGCUUUCCGAGGCGACGUUCCAGGAAGCCCUUCGGGAGAGCAUCCCUGACAUCCAGGCGCAGGAGUGGGUGCCACUGUGGCUGCUACGCUACUCUGUCAUCGUCAAGAGCAGAGGCAUCAUCAAAUAAGGGUACAUUCUGCAGGCCAAGCGCAGGGCUCCUGACUGCAGCGUACCUCCUCGGUGA
Castor canadensis (American beaver) is the source of this 1009-nucleotide messenger RNA. Lineage: Eukaryota; Metazoa; Chordata; Mammalia; Rodentia; Castoridae. The record is from RefSeq and is a predicted model, not a curated record.